This is a messenger RNA of Indicator indicator, 2025 nucleotides long. It is a transcript of the gene ARHGAP28, whose product is annotated as Rho GTPase activating protein 28. Lineage: Eukaryota; Metazoa; Chordata; Aves; Piciformes; Indicatoridae. Gene Ontology annotation, molecular function: GTPase activator activity. The coding region runs from base 4 to 2025 and encodes 673 amino acids. Gene Ontology annotation, biological process: regulation of small GTPase mediated signal transduction; signal transduction; regulation of actin filament polymerization. The transcript is spliced from 15 exons. The record is from RefSeq and is a predicted model, not a curated record. Gene Ontology annotation, cellular component: cytoplasm.
GAGAUGAAGGACUCGGGCAGCGUGGUCCUGACAGCCUACCAUCCCCACAGCCCGGCCAGGAUGGCGGGUAUGGAGCAAAGCUUUGUGCAGGACAUCCCCGCCGGCCGUUCGCCCACCAGCAGGAAGUCUCUGCCUCGGUCUCGAAGAAUUAACAGGAUGCUUUCCAACGAGUCAACAUCUCCUCCUGCGUUCAGUCGCUCCAACUCACAAGCCUCCAUGGACAGCACCUCCAUGGAAGACUUCUGGUGUGAAGUGGAGAGCAUCAAGGAGAGCAGUGAAGAUGCAUCUGAAGAAGCAACACUAUUGGAGUUCAAACCUGCUGAUGAAGGGGAGCUGGAGGCAGAAUGGCUGCAAGACGUUGGUCUGUCUACGCUGAUCUCAGGAGCUGAAGAGGAGGAUGGCCAAGCCCUGCUGUCCACUCUGACCCGAACACAAGCUGCUGCCGUACAGAAGAGGUACAACACCUACACUCAGACCUUGAGGAAGAAGAACAAGCACACAGUCCGGGAUGUGAGAGACAUCUUUAGCCCCAGUGACUCUUCUCCGACAUUUGAGGCAGUUCCAGUGUCACCAGUUUCUUCUAAUGGUAUCCAGCUUCCUGGGCAGAAGCCUGUUUGGAAAUCAGUUAGCUCUAACAGCUGUCUAGACUGUGGACUAGAUAAGGGCAGCCCAUCCAUAACAGAAGAGCUCUCCUAUGAGGUCUCCUUCUCAGAAUCCAUUACAGUCCUUCCAAAAACUCAAGAAUGGCCAAAAAACCAGAGGUUCAAAAAAGAAGACUCUGCUUUGCCUAAAUUCCUUGUUCGGAAGAGCCGGUUUGGACUGACAGAGGUAGGAGACCUCUCUGCUGAAGACAUGAAGAAGAUUCGCUACCUCUCCCUGAUCGAGCUCACAGCCUUCUAUGAUGCGCUGGGGGUGGAGCUGAAGAGGAACCGCACAGAGAGGGUGCGGGGACGAGAAAACGGUCUGUUUGGGGUCCCUCUCAACAUACUGCUGGAGAAUGAUCAGAAGAAGGUUCCUGGAAUAAAAGUUCCCCUCAUCUUUCAAAAAUUGCUGCUCAAGCUUGAAGAAACAGGUUUAGAAACUGAAGGAAUUCUACGAGUGCCUGGAUCUGCCUCUCGAGUCAAGAAUCUCCACCAAGAACUUGAAGCAAAAUUUUACGAAGACACUUUUGACUGGGACCAAGUACGAAACAAUGAUGCAGCAGGACUGCUGAAAAUGUUUAUUAGAGAGCUCCCAAGCCCGCUCUUCACAGUGGAAUAUCUGCCUGCUUUCAUCACACUGGUGGAAAAAAUCUCCAAGAUCAAGUUACAGCUUCAAGCUUUGCACCUGUUGAUCAUGCUGCUGCCUGAAGCCAACAGAGAUACAGCCAAGGCCUUUCUUCAGUUCCUGAAGAAGGUGGUGGCUAACGAGGGGAAAAAUAAAAUGAAUCUGUGGAAUGUUUCUAUGAUUGUGGCACCAAACCUCUUCAUCUACAAGGGGAAACGUGCAAACCAACAAGAAAUGCAAGCAGCGGCCACCACGGCGCACAUCGUGCGGCUUCUGAUUCGGUACCAGGACAUCCUGUGGACAGUCCCAUCUUUCCUGAUUUCCCAAGUGAGAAAAAUGAAUGAGGCAGCAAUGAACAACAGCAAGAGGCAGCUGAUGUUUGACAAAGGAGUGAGAAAACUUCUGAGGAGAAAGACCAUGGAACGGGAAAGACCUGAAAGACCAGAGGGAGGUGUCACUUUCCCACCAUACCUGCAGUCUGACAUACCCGAGGGAGUGAUAAGAGUUUAUGCUCCUCUACAUUCAAAAGUCUCUAUGGCAAUUCAGCUUAACAGCCAAACAAAAGCCAAGGACAUCCUGGCUCGGUUCCACUGCGAGAACAGCCAUGGAUCAUCACAGAACAUGAGGGGCCAGAUCCAAAGUUUACAUGAAAUUGGAGGAAAUAUAGGUCAGCACUGUCUGGAUCCAGAUGCGUACAUGUUAGAUGUUUACCGUGCAAACCCUCAGGCAGAGUGGGUGAUAAAGCCAAAAGCAAGCUGA